CUAAGUGAGUAAUGCAGCCAGUUAAAGUUUUCAAUGCAGCUUCAAUUUGGAGAGUGCAGAAAAUGGGGAAAGCAAAGAUCAGGAGCUGUUACUUCACCAAGUGAACUACUUCUGAAGGGGUCACCAAUGCAAGGAUUCUGGUUUGCAAAUUCCUUUUUGCGGAACCUUCCUGAAUCACCCUUUUGUUCCUGUAAACGUCAUGUGGACUUUUCCGGCUCUCCCCGAGACAGGAGUUCUGCAAUAGAGCAAGAAUAACAACCUUUGCAAGCAUGGGUGAUUUAGCUUUAUUUGACAUGCUAGAGUGUCCGCUGUGCCUAGAGAAGCUGGAUGUCUCUGCCAAGGUGCUCCCUUGCCAGCACACCUUCUGCAAGCCCUGCCUCCAGAGAAUCUUGAAGUCACACAAGGAGUUGAGGUGCCCUGAAUGUCGAACCCUGGUUCUAUGCAGCAUUGAGGAGCUUCCUGCCAACUUGGUUUUGAUCCGCCUAUUGGAUGGGAUCAGAUUUGGACCCGAUCUGAUGAAGUUUGGCUCACUCCAAAGAUCUGGGGUCCUCUCCUCUCCUGCCUCCACCAGGAGGGUCCGGGGAGAGCCAAGAGCUCUACAACUCCAUCAUUAUGGGCUGACAUUCAAUCCCAGGAUCCCUAUGGAAGGGGUUCCCCGAGCCAAAGCCUUGUACAGCUACCGAGGACAGAAGCCUGGAGAACUGAAGUUCAACAAAGGAGACAUCAUCAUAUUACAUCGUCAGCUGGAUGAAGACUGGUACCUGGGAGAGAUCAACAGGGUCAGCGGAGUUUUCCCAAUCAACUCUGUGCAAGUGAUCAAACAGUUGCCACAGCCCCUGCCCCUGUGCAGAGCACUUUAUAACUUUAAUCUGAAGUCCAGAAAGGCAAAUGAAAAAUCAGAUUGCCUGCCAUUUCAAAAGGGUGACAUAAUCACUGUAAUCAGCAGAGUGGAUGAGAACUGGGCAGAAGGCAGGAUAGGUGACAGAAUUGGAAUUUUCCCCAUCUUGUUUGUAGAGCCAAACACAGCAGCACAGCAGCUCCUUCAGACAAGCAAAAAUUAUCGGUCCUCCCAGCUGAAAUGUGCCUCGCCUUUACAAAAAUCCUUGCCCAGAGCCAAGGGCAUAGAGUCUGAAUCCAGAAGAAAGAGCAUGAAGCAAUUUUCUCUUACAACAGCCUUAAACACACUCAACAGGAUAGUCCAUUCUCCCACGGGACGGCAGAGUCUGGACAUCAGCACCCCUGUGCUCAUCAGCUCUAGCAACCCUUCUGUCACUACCGAGACCUACGAGAAAACAGAAUUCCCAUAUAGCAUUCCUGAUCAGAUCAGUGCUUCCUGUUACUCCACUCCUGAAGCCAUGGGGCACACUACAGCCAUUGUCACCCUUCCUCAUUUACAGAAGCAUCUUUCAGUGAAUAUGUGCAUUGCUCUGCACUCCUACGCAGCUCAUCGUCCAGAUGAACUAGAGUUGCAAAAAGGAGACGGCAUUCGUAUUUUGGGAAAGCACCGUGAAGGCUGGCUGAAAGGAAUGUCCUUGGUCACAGGAAAAGUUGGGAUCUUCCCAAGUAACUACGUAGCUCCACUUUUCAGGAAGUCCUCCAGCUUGCCUGAUUCAAGAAUGCCUUCACUGUGUGCAACCUGGACGUUAUCCACUUCCUCCGUUUCCUCCCAGGGAAGCGUCUUAGAGAACGGCCCGAGGCAAAGCAGACCUUUGAAAUCUGCCUUCGUGCCCACAGCUUUGGCCUCACCUGUUAGAAACCUCUCUGUGCCAAGCGCCUCGGGGCAAACAGCAUCACAGAGGAGAGGACGUGGUGGCAGCAAUCGGAAGAAUGGAACUUUACCAAAACCUUUGCAACCUGGAACUCUUAUUCCAUUUGUCAACUCUCUUCGGCGAACCCCUGCCACCCAAACACGAACCCAACAGUCUCCUGUAUAUCAACCUAUCUCCACUCUGCCUCGAGGAGGUGGAGUGACUGACAUGGGAAUCAGGCUGAAUUCAUCCUAUGAAUCUUCAUUAGCGUUCAUGCCCCGAAGUGGGAGCAGCAGGGCUCCUUCUGUGUGCAGCUCAAUCGUACUGGAUGCCAAAGAAUUCCCAACUAAAAAUGAGUUGUCUCUAAAGCCUCCUGCCUCUGCUCCACCCUCCAUUCUGGUGAAACCAGAUACCUCCAAAAACAGCACCGAGAAGCAAGUGAAAACAGUGAGAUUCCAGAACUACAGCCCACCCCCCUCCAAGAGACAUGACUCUCUAUCUUCACUCAUUAGUCAACCUGAGCAAGGAGGGGUUACAGAAGCAAUGCAGCCCGAAAUGUCAGCCUUCUCCUCCCACCUCAUUAUCUCAAGUCCAGUUCAUCAAAAAAGGAUGCCACAUUCCAAAACAUCAUCACUGGACCUCCCUGGCCAGGUGGGUCACAUGACCUUUCCCACCAAAAAGAAGUAUAAUAGCUGAGUUCUUGUUAAAUUGCAUCACUUUGGACAUUCGGUGUCAUUGUUUCUUUUUAAGGAAACAACAACAGGACAACAUAGAUCUCAGGUACAUGCUGCCAAUUUUAUUUUAUUUUAUUUUUUAAGUUUAAAUCUCACAGAGAAGCUAGGCCUCUUUGAGGACUCUGCACUACACUGAUUAUUACUGGACACCACAUAUCCCAUGUUUUCUGGAAAGGUCUUAUUUUGUGUGGCUUAGGUCUACAACUUGAACUGCAAAUGUGGGCCGUGGACAAGUAUUGCUCUCAAUUGCAAAGACUACCCACAGUGGCAGUGUAACGUUAAUCCCCUUGCAGAGGAAGAGAAGAUAAGAGAUUGUUAGUAUGGAGAGCUAUUCAGAUGCCAGAUUGCUAUAAGCAAGUUUCAUUGCUAUACAAAACAGCUAGAACUGGGAAACACAUGUCAGAAAAAGGCAGGAUUCUUUGGUCUUCCUUGUAAUGCUUAGUUUUAUAUUGGACGAAAGAGCCCAUUUUCUUUCCCACUUCCCUGGUUGAGUUAUCAAAUGGCCCUUAACUUCUCCAUUUGCAUUUUAAAGACUUUGGAAUUAAUGUAUAAUUGAGAUGGGAAUCCAUAUUUUGGUAAUACUAAAUGUUUCCCAGCUUUAAAAUGAUCCAUCCAUCGAAACUAUGAAAUGUAACUGCGUUCUCUCCCCAGCUAUUUAUUUUUUAUCCUCUUUCUUGUCCACUGGCUGAGUGAAAUAAUUAGAGACGGUGGACCAAGCAUUUCUAGCAACCCUGCAAUUUCAUCACUGGAGUCCAGCUCAGCAGUAGCAGCAGAAGGCACAAGCUGGCACAGUAAGACAGGAUUCUGUACUUGGGCAAGUGUCACCCUUACGUAAGUGGAGAUUCUCAUUACAGUACAACUGGCCAGGUUAUGUAAGCUCCUUACAACGAUGGUUGUUGCAUGAGCAAUCUGCUCCGAACUAGAUUCUGGUAUAUUUCAGUAAACAAUGACUGUACUUGAGGACAGGACAAACUCCUCAUCACUCCUGCCAACCCAGCCCACUAAAAAACCCACACACACAUUGGUGACAUACUUGAACAAGUUCACAGUCUAGGGCGGCCAUUCUCAAUGGGGGCCAUAUGGCCUCCUAGGGGGCCUGGCACAUUUGAAAGGGGCCAAAGACUGGAAAUAAUGCUUCACACACCAGCUUAUAAGGUUCACUAUGCGACUUACAGAAUUCUGAUUUGUCUUAUAUUUCUUUCAUAUUGUGUUUAUGGCUGUGGCCAAAAGAAAGUUGAGAAUGGCUGGCUAGAGGCACAAUCCUAUAAACUCAGCAGCAAGUUUCAUUGACUUCCUUGAGAUGUUUUUUUGUGGAAACAUGUACAAGAUAGAGUUCUGCUAGAAUCAUAGAAUCAUAGAACAGUGAAGUUGGAAGUGGCCUAUGAGGCCAUCAAGUCCAACCCCCUGCUCGAUGCAGGAACACACUUCAAAGAUUAUGUGCUCACCCCCUCUCGAGAUAAUUGGUUCCAUUUGCUAUACUACUCUAACAAUUAGGAUGUUUUGCCUGAUAUACAUGGUGCCAGGUAACGACCGGUCAGUCUCACCUGAAGAAGGUCCUCCUUUUCUUCCACCUUGUCUGCUUCUCUUCAGCAGGCCUCAUCGUUUGCUUACACAACUGGCCCUCUCAUUCUCUCUGGUUACUUCACCUCAGCAAUAAGCAAAAUCAGAACCCUAUAUCAUAUCAGCCCAGCUGUGACUGAAUAAUUCUCUAGGAUAGAACUGUGUUUAGUUUUGUUCCCAUAGCUGGUUCAAAACCCAUGCAUUCCAGCCAAAGUGUGGGGGGGGGGAGCAUGAGAUUUUGCCAUGACUCCUGCCGUGUCAUUUCAGUGUGUACAUUUGGAGCCAGCGUUCUUGGAUGAUAGCACAAAGUGGAACUGACACUGUGGAUGUUUGCUACUAGCAUACAGCAUUUGGACAGCAGCUGAGGAAAGCAUUUUCUUUUGGAACCAAGUGCAAACAGUGUAUAAAACAGUCUACUGGCUUGCACCAACCACAGUUUCAUUGUAAUUUCUAGCAAAAUGUGAUUUUUGUCCACCUGAGUCACCUGCCUUUGGGGUCCACAUCAAUCCCUAUACGAUAGUCAAAGCCAACUCUUCCCUGGCCUUUGCAGAAUUGUGCUCUCUCACCAUUGUGUUCUGAAGUCAGGCAUACAGAAAUCUCUCCUGUGCAUAUGGAGCAGGCGGGCAUAGGCAAAGUAUGGAAUUCUUCAAAGGCAGAACAAAAGAAUAAGUUGAACUGAUUAUUCUUAUUAACUGGCAUCAGAUUCAAGGGCAUUUCCUGCAUGAUUUCUGUAUGCAGGUGUGUUUUGUAGGGCAGGGCAGUAAUGUACACAUAUUUAGAGAAUCAGAUGUAGAAAAUGGCCCAUGGCAUUCUUUGCUAUGUAAAGAACUAUACAGGUGGCAUCAGAGAUGCCAGAAACAAAGGGAGACGAUGACAAGCAUAUUUGACACAGCUGACUCUGGACAAUUUGCUACCUGAAGAGUAACCCUAAUGUCCCAUCUUCUCCUCUAAGGACAAUGUUCUGGAUGUCCUGCUGCAUUAUUCAGGUACCAAGUCCUUCCGUCCUAUAUCCUCCCUGCCUUCCCCACCAUGGCACUGUCUGAAGCAACGUGUUACUUGAUAGUAGUAAACUCAUCUAAAUAGUAGAGGCAGGCCUCACAUUUUAACAUUCCAAAGAGUUAUGGUGGCAUAUGUGAGAUUAUGCUGUCUUGUCUUCAAAACAUUUUCAAGUAGUUUAAGUUACAAGAGACAUCCAUGGGCAUCCAGCAAGAUUGGGCCAUGUCCAAAUCUGUGAUCCUCUUUGGAUCUGAAAGGCAGCAUAAAUAGAUUAUAACGUAACAUUAUACAGUAUUGAAUUAUAAUAUAGGAGGAAAGGCAUUAACCCUCUCUUCUUGGAAUUUCCCUGACACCAAACACUCCCACUUCUCCUUUUAGCCCUCUUAGGGAAUAUUUUGACAUAAUAUUUUUCCUCAUCAUGGUCUGGAUCUACUUUGUCUGAUUUUUUCCUUCUUUGCACAUGAUUAUUGCUACUCUGACAUAUAUUUUUCAUCAAAACUGGCAUGCCAAAAC
Molecule: messenger RNA, 5551 nt
Organism: Pogona vitticeps (central bearded dragon)
Lineage: Eukaryota; Metazoa; Chordata; Lepidosauria; Squamata; Agamidae
Gene: SH3RF2
Product: SH3 domain containing ring finger 2
Biological process (GO): positive regulation of JNK cascade; negative regulation of apoptotic process; positive regulation of proteasomal ubiquitin-dependent protein catabolic process
Cellular component (GO): nucleoplasm
Molecular function (GO): ubiquitin protein ligase activity; protein phosphatase 1 binding
Source: RefSeq, a predicted model, not a curated record